ACACUUUGUGGUUGGCACUCCUUCAAAACCUCCCGAUCGCGAGCUUUUUAAAAAGAUGGUUUUAAGCCGAAAUACAACAAACUAAACAAUCACAAUGGUACUUACAGCAACAACUACAUGUAUUCUUAACAAUAAAUGCAAGUGCUUACUUUACAAUGUUUUAAAGAGAACUGCCAGCUCGAGACCGCCACAAACAGUAUUUAUCGAGAAAAUAUUAGAAGACCCUGUUGUAGUACUCAGAGAAGAAGACGAUGUUGAUCUUAUAGGGCCACCGGAUGCUGUAUCGAACUUAAGACCAAUUAUUAGAAAAAGAUUGUUAAACGAAACACCCUUACAGGUAAAAUUACGCGAGUUACAGGAUAGCACGCAUGCGUGGAACAACGAAUUUUGGGCCAAACACAACACAAGGUUUGUGAGUGAACGACUGGCAUACAUUGAAAGUCAUCAAGUUAAAGGCGAAGAACAAAAACAGUUGACUGCUGAUGAAAUGAGCGAGUUUUACAAAAGUUUUUUGGAUAAAAACUGGAGGAAUCACGUCAAUUACAAUGUGGAGUGGUACAGGAAGAAUUUUACUCUGUUGUUUUUAGCUUUGAGAGUUAGUAUAGAAAAAAGUUUACCCAGGAUUCUUUGAUGAGUUCAUUUAGUACUAUUGAUUUGAUUCUCAGGUGAAAACUGUUACCU
Messenger RNA from Brassicogethes aeneus, 681 nucleotides. Lineage: Eukaryota; Metazoa; Arthropoda; Insecta; Coleoptera; Nitidulidae. The record is from the annotation of a GenBank genome assembly.